Cooperia oncophora is the source of this 279-nucleotide messenger RNA. The record is from the annotation of a GenBank genome assembly. Lineage: Eukaryota; Metazoa; Nematoda; Chromadorea; Rhabditida; Trichostrongylidae.
AUGAACAAGAUGGCAGCUCGUCGAAAAAUUCGUCUUCAAAAAACAGAAGCUCGUGGUCGGAUGUUCGUCACCACUGUUUCAUUUCCCGUGAUUGUCAAUCGAACAUUUAUGGGAGUCGCUGCCGUUAACACUCCACUCACUGAGCUUAAUCAGCAAGCGCAUCCUAGCAAUAUCGGCGGGCGCAGCUACUUCUUCAUGCUCGAUCAGAAUGGCUUCAUUAUGUUCCAUCCACAACUUCGACCAAUCGUUAGUUCAUAUGUAACUUUAACGUUUCUUUGA